Messenger RNA from Meloidogyne enterolobii, 388 nucleotides. The record is from the annotation of a GenBank genome assembly. NCBI's taxonomy places the organism in Eukaryota, Metazoa, Nematoda, Chromadorea, Rhabditida, Meloidogynidae.
UGUUUCUGCUAAGUUUUCCUCUACUUCUACAUCUGUUCGGUUUCCAAGUGCAUUAAUGGGCGGUGAUUUAGCUAUGCCAAUGCAAAAUAAUCCUUCUACAGGAACUCAACUUAUUACACAACAAAUGCUUAGUCAAGCCUUUGCCGUUGCUUUAGGCGAGACACCAGCUCAACCAACAUCUAAUUCACAGCAAGGUUCAUCUAUCCAACAAACAAGCACAUCACAAAAUGAGGGAGAAAACAACGAUCCAAGGGCCAACUUUGCCACACAACUUCAACAAAUGCAUGAAUUUGGUUUUACUGAUGAUAAUGAAAAUAUUCAGGCACUUUUAUUAACUAAUGGGGAUGUUGAACAAGCAUUACAAAUUAUAAUUGCGAUGAGAGAAUAA